Messenger RNA from Colletotrichum abscissum, 375 nucleotides. RefSeq lists its product as uncharacterized. The coding region runs from base 1 to 375 and encodes 124 amino acids. NCBI's taxonomy places the organism in Eukaryota, Fungi, Ascomycota, Sordariomycetes, Glomerellales, Glomerellaceae. The transcript has a single exon. The record is from RefSeq and is a predicted model, not a curated record.
AUGCAAUUCUCCACCCUCUUCCCCACCAUCCUCCUCGGCGCCUCCUUCGUCGCCGCAGACUACUGCACCCAGGCCCUCGACCCGGAGACCCGCAAGUCCAACACGGGCUUCCGCUUCGAGAGCGUCGACAACGCCAACUGGAAGUGGCAGUCCCGCGACCUCCAGGUCGUCACCACCCUCAACCAGAACUGCCAGAUCCACCAGGGCGGCGGCGGCGGCGCCUUCGCCGCCACCAUCUGCAUCGAUUUCGACGGCAACUACGCCUGCUGGGUCACCCCCGCCAAGAACCAGGUCUGCGACCUCGUGUUUGAGCAGAACGAGGCGCCCAUUGAUGUCUGCAAGAGCAUCAAGAACAUUUGGGGAUGGGUUGCUUAG